CAAGCGAGACAGGUAGAAAGAGAGGGGGAAACACAAUAGAUUCCCCUUCCGUCCGUCUCCGACCCUCAACCAACCCCUCUCUCUCUCUCUCCUCACCCUCCGCCUCCGCCUCCCCUCCCACCUCUCCGCUCGCUCCUUCUCCUCGCCCUCCUGCCGAGGGGGCCUUGCGCACAGGCACAGUCCCGAGAAGCACCGUCUUCCUGCUGCUGGUUUCCCGAGAACGCCCCCGCCGCCAUCUUUCUUGGAGUAAUUUUUUGAAUUUUUUUUCUUCUGGUUUUCCUUUGGUGCGAAUCAGCCCGAGAAGGCGCUCGCUGCUGGCGACCGGUCCAUGGAAGGCUUCUUGGUGAGCCUGAACCCCUUCCGAUUCAAGCCGAUUUGGCCAGCGAGGACUGCGCCCAAGUCCCUCUGAAGCCCCAGAAACCUUCCUCCUCCGGGGAUUGCGAGAAAUCCCCGGCCGCCGUUCCCCAACCCCCUGCUUCACUUGUUAAUCUGAAGUUCCCCGUGCGAUUCUCGGGGUUCUACGAGAUUUCUGAGAGAGGACCCCGCUUCCUCUUCUUCCAUAGAGCCCUAGAACAGUCUUCUUCGUUUUAGGUCCCCCACCACCCCUUGAAAGGGCAUGAGCUUGUUGCCGAAGGCUCCUUCUUUUGUGUAGUGCUCCUGGCUGGCCGUGCGUCCUUGUUGGUGUUGCAGCAAGGAUGGCGAGGGAGGACGGCCCGGAGUUCGUGAGGUGGAGGGAGGAGUUCCUGUCUCAGGAGAGGGGCAGCCGCGUCGUGCAUUACUAUCUGGAGGACGCCGAUGGUGUGUCGCACCUCGCAGUCGUGGGCACGGAGCGGAGCCUGCGCCACAUGCUCUACGUCGUGUCAGAAGACUUCCAUGGGCCGCAGGGAUUCGGUGGUGUUGAUGGCGGGCAGGGGAUGUUUGCGCGCAAGUGGCGCUCGCGCCGUGAGGUGGUGGAUUGGCUUGAGUCCUUCCUUCCAGCGAAGACCCUCGCAUCAAAUUUUUCAAAAUUUGGACCUCGAGUGGGCAACAGCAUCGGUUUAGAUGGAUACAGUGAAACUGGUAGCUUUGUGUGUCACAAUGUGGGGACAACUUGCAGUUCAGAUAUUAUGUGGUCUGGUCCGUUCUGGACUUGUAGUAAGCAGCUUCACCACUAUAAGGCCUUUUCUCGUAACGGGACCACAAUAUCUACCCACUCUUUUGUGCUUGUCAUGUCAGAGGAAGAAACUCGCUAUCUUGCAUACCUGGAGGAUAUGUAUGAAGAUAAGAAGGGACAUAAGAAGGUCAAAGUGCGAUGGUUUCAUCAAAACCAGGAAUUUGCUUGCGCAAUACCUCCUCCUGCUCCUCAUCCUUGCGAAGUUUUCAUCACUGCUUAUUCUCAAGUAAUCAGCGUGGAGUGUGUCGAUGAUAUUGCAACGGUUUUAACUCCCGAGCAUUAUGAAAACUAUGCUGACACAUUGCCAAAUUGUUCUUUGGUGGGAAUCCGUUUCUGCUUCCGCCAGUACAGUAAAAAUAAAUUUAAGCAUUUUGACUUGAGAACAUUGCGUGGAUAUUUUAGUCAAGCUGCUGUUUUGGCCUUGAAAGUUUCACCUGAGCAAGAAAAGGAUGGUUCUGAUACCACAAGGGCAGUUAAACAUUGCACACCUGGGAAGACUAAGUUUUCAAAGCAGUAUGAGAGACUUUAUUCAAAAUGUUUGGGUACCAAAAUCUGCAGAGGCCCACAAGCAGGCUCCAUGCCAUCUUAUCAGAAACCUAGUAAACAAUCUCCCGGAAAACAUCUCUCAGUUAAGUUUAUAGGGCCCCAGAAUGAGCCUAUGCCAACCUACAAUGUUGGCGACAAGAUAGAGGUUUUGUCUCAGGACAGUGGCAUUGUAGGCUGCUGGUUCAGGUGUACGGUUCUCAAGCCAUGUACUAGUCAUAACAAGCUUAAGAUUCAAUAUGAUGAUCUCCAGAAUGCUGAUGACUGUGGUAGACUGGAGGAGCGGGUACCUGCCUCUGCAUUGGCUCUUCCUGAUAAACUUGGACUGAGAUGCGCAGGCCGGCUCAGAAUUAGGCCACGUCCUCAACAACAUACUUUGAUGGAUGACACUGCUCUUUUACCUGGAACUGCUGUUGAUGUCUGGCAGUUUAGCGGCUGGUGGGAAGGAGUUGUAGUCAGUACAGAUUCCAUUUCACCUGAUAGCCUGCAAAUAUAUUUUCCAGGUGAAAACUUUUUUCGGGUAUGCCAGCUAAAUGACACAAGAAUUUCGAAAGAUUGGGUCAAGAGCCGCUGGGUAUCUAUAGAAAGGAAACCAGCUGUGCUAUCGAGAAUACCUUCGGUUGGUGUCCAGAUGAGGCAACUUGAUAUUGUGACGUCCACUGGUGGUUUAGGCUCUGUCAAUUCUGCAAGGCCUGAACAAGAGCUGGAAGCUGUGCAAGCAAACUCCGGUGGAGAUAAACAGACAGGAGUUGAUACACAAACUGAGGUCAGUUUGAUGGAUAAAGAAUAUGCUUGUAUCGAGGAUGUGAAGCAAACAAUAUUAGGGAAGCGGCCUAGGGAUGAAGAUGCUGAACAGGACUGCAAUGGGGAAGAAACAGGAACUGAUAUGCAAACUGAUGUGCGUUUAACUGAUAAAGCUUCUGCUGCUGUGGAGCAUGAAAAUCAAACGAUAUUAGAGAAGGACGAUGAUGCUGAGCAGAACUGCAAUGGGCAAGCGCCCAGUUUGACUGACAAAUCCUCUGCUGCUGUAGAGGAUAAAAAUCAAACGAAGGACGAUGACGCUGAACAGAACUGCAAUGGGCAAGCGCCCGGUUUGACUGACAAUUCCUCUGCUGCUGUAGAGGAUAAAAAUCAAACAAUAUUAGGGAAGGACAAAGAUGCUGAACAGAACUGCAAUGGGCAGGCGCCCAGUUUGAACAAAUCCUCUGCUGCUGUAGAGGAUGAAAAUCAAACAAUAGUAGGGAAGCGGCCUCGGGACGAUGAUGCUGAACAGAACUGCAAUGGGCAAGCAUUUAGUUUGACUGAUAAACCCUCUGCUGUUGUAAAUGAUGAAAAGCAAACGAUAUUAGGGAAGCGGCCCAGGGAUGACGAUGCUGAACAGAAGUGCAAUGGGCAAGAAUCCAGUUUAACUAAUAAAGCCUCUGCUGAUGCAGACGAUGAAAAGGAAACAAUAUUGGGGAAGCGGCCUAGGGACGAUGCUGCUGAUCAGAAGUGCAAUGGGCAAGUUUCCAGUUUGACUGCGGCCUCUGUUUCUGUAGACAUUGAGAAGCAGGCACAAUUAGGGAAGCAGUCUGGGGACAAUAACGCUGAACAGCACUGCGACGAAGAAGUGUUCAGGUUGACCGAUAAGGCCUCAGCUUCUGUAGAAGAUGACAAGAACACAGUAUUAGGGAAACGGCCUAGGGUCGAUGAUGAUGAUGGACAGGACUGCAACGGGGAAGUAGGCGUAGACGUAGAUGCUGGCAAGCCGUGAAGUCUGGGAAGUUCGACCUCAUAUUAGACUUUUAUGUACAUAGCUAUAGAUAUGGCGAAUGUAACCCCAGUGCAGGGUUUUUUACUAGGUUGGCUGAUAGCAGAGAGUAACCGUGGACUUCACGUCUCAGUAAACGCGUAUUUUUGCUAGUUUCUGUAUUUCUCCUAGUUCUCUCAUAUAUCUGUUAGCAGUUACGCGGAUUGCAGACAAAAUAUUACCCCUGGCAGUCAUAUUGUAUAGCAGUCUGGUCGAUCUUUGCCUCAAUUUAAUCCUGGAGUAGCACAGAUCACCCAUCUGUUUGUGAAGAA
This is a messenger RNA of Brachypodium distachyon (stiff brome), 3757 nucleotides long. RefSeq lists its product as uncharacterized. The record is from RefSeq and is a predicted model, not a curated record. Gene Ontology annotation, molecular function: chromatin binding. The transcript is spliced from 6 exons. Lineage: Eukaryota; Viridiplantae; Streptophyta; Magnoliopsida; Poales; Poaceae. Bases 696 to 3449 code for a protein of 917 amino acids.